Molecule: messenger RNA, 1032 nt
Organism: Eleginops maclovinus (Patagonian blennie)
Lineage: Eukaryota; Metazoa; Chordata; Actinopteri; Perciformes; Eleginopidae
Gene: dtx3la
Product: deltex E3 ubiquitin ligase 3L a
Exons: 5
Coding region: 166-681 (171 amino acids)
Biological process (GO): Notch signaling pathway; protein ubiquitination
Cellular component (GO): nucleoplasm
Molecular function (GO): ubiquitin protein ligase activity
Source: RefSeq, a predicted model, not a curated record
ACGCCCAUCUCUGUGUCCCUCUUCCUGUGUCUGUCUCUCUGUUUCUUUGUCGUGCUCAUCAUGACUGGGAAAGGCGUCUGAACUCCGGGACUCAGCAGAAGAGAGAGCCAGAAGUAAAGCAGAAAAACUUCACCAAAGUGUGGAGGAGAAGAGCACCUCAACAGAAUGGGCUCCAGCCAGAGCAGUGACAAACUGUACUGCAACCGCUACCUGGAUGGAAACGGUCCUCCAUCACUGGUACAACAAGCUAAUGCAGAGGUGAAUGGGAUUUACAAAGUACUGAGUGGCACCCAGCCACAGGGCCAUAUGACCUGGGUGGUCCUGCACAGAGACCUGCCGGGACACCCCAACGACAACACCCUGCAGAUCAACUACAUAUUCCCCGAUGGAAUACAGACAGACCAACACCCUCACCCGGGUCAGCCGUACGCAGGGCUGCGGCUCUGUGCUUACCUGCCGGACAGCCGCGAGGGCAGGAGGGUCCUCAAGCUGCUGGACAAGGCCUUCAACUCGGAGCUGCUGUUCAGUGUAAUCACAAAUAAUGUCGGACAGGACGUUAUCGCCACUGCAUCCAUCCCCUUAAAGACACAAGCAGAAGGAGGAAUCAAAGUUGAUGGCUACCCAGAUCCUGACUACCUGAAGAAUGUGAGAAAGAUACUGAAGGACAAAGGCAUCGAAUGAGCCUCAGCACACACUGUGGUUCUCUUUGUUUAUGUUUAGUGCAGUGUGUGUAAAUUAGCAAAGUUCUUGUACUUUUUAAAAUACUAUUUUUAAUGUAUUACCUCCAACUUUUGGUGGUGUUCUUGUAACAUGUAUGGAAGAGUUAUUGUAUUGUAUACAAAACAUGCUUUUAAACCUCCGAGUCCUAUUGUAUUUGUUCUAAGGGACACAAUAAAUGGGUCAUGAUGAGGUGAACUCCACUUGCUGUGCAGACACGUUAUAGUUCAAUCCCUCUAACUGUUGUUUAGGAUUUCACCACCUCGUUGAUGCAGUGAAAAUAUAAUGUGCUAUUAAACAAUUAUUUAAGUAACA